AUGCGACCACGAGAGGAUAAACUUGUAAAAGUCAUCUCGUCACCAGAUGCCUCCCGCAAACAAUCCUUGGUUUCCGACGACGGCUCUCUAAGCCAACCCGUCAGUAGGGGCGUCCUGAAAGCUGGUGAAAAGCCAAAGAAAUGCGAGGAUAAACCUUGGGUCCGUAUCAAUCACACCACCAAGGGCGAAACGACUCGCACAGCUCGAAUCAAUCAGCACGCACAGGAGGGCCAUAAAUACAAGGCCAAGAGACUCCCUUAUGGGGAUUGGGAAUCGACACACUAUACGUUUGAGUACAGCAAGAACAAUGGCAUGCACGAGUUCAAGAAGCGCACCAUGUCUGCCCGUCAGAUCCACGAGUACAUUACACAGUAUCCUGGCGAUAAUCUCCGUAUCUGGAUCCAACCUGUAGCUUCUGAUUCAGCGCGUCGAUAUGCAUCUGCAUCCCAUAGCCAUUGCCGAUUCGAGAAGUGCCCAAUGCGAAAGUACACUGGCAAAGGUACAGCAGAAGUAGGCAACUACCGAGUUGCUUUUGACGAGAAGCACAAGACAUAUGGACCGGGUGUAGUCGACCCAUAUGAUUGUGUUGGCUACGUCCAUCUGUACUGCAUGGAGCGCUUCCUAGACUUUGCAUACAUUUGCCAGAUUGCAGAUGUGAGAGUGGACCAGCGCGUGAGCAUGGAGAAAGAGCCCAAAGGACAUUUUGCCUCUGCAUUCGGCCCCAAGCACCAUCAUGAAGCAGCUGUAGCGAAGAAGUUUAUCAACGCUGCCAGGAGAGGCCGGCUUGCCGAGACACCUGAGUUUGCAAACUACCCUGUUCAUGAAGAAUAUGCCCGGGGUGCGCCCAAGCCACAUGAACGUACGCUGGUCUACGCUCUAUACGACAUGAACAUUAAACACCGUGCAAAGUCGCAGAUGAAGCAAUUCAUCCUCCAACGCACAAUCCGGCCUGGCUCUUUCACCGUGCACCGCGGUGACAUGGAGGUGAAGCUUGUAGACAAGAAGAUCGAGCGGCUCCCUGCUUUCAAAGAGUUCUUGAAAGACGGAUCGAAAAAAGACUUUGAUUACUCAGCUUACUACGACAAGUUUCAUCCAGAGAUCAAGGAACGAAUCAAGGAAUGCAUGGUACUCCGGGAGCAGUUGAUCGCCGAAGGCGGAGUGGAGAGUAGUACUAAACGCUCUCGACGACCCCGACGCGACUCACUUAAAGAUUCAGAAGACGAAAUCGUGAUACCCUCCAAGAAACCAAAAAAGCGAAGAGUCGAUGAUUCAGACUCCUCCGACUCCUCCCCUCCAUCCCGCAAGUCUCGCUCCAAAAAGCCCACAAUCACCUUCGACGCCCCCUCCCUCGGCCCGUCCCCAUCCCGCCCCAACACUCUCCGCCAAAAACCUCCCAUCAACUACUUGGAACCCCACGACACCCUCCCCUCCCCUCGCGCCACCACCAGCACCCUAGCACCCGCUCUCUCCUCAUCCACCAUCCCACCACUCAUCUCCACCACCUUUCCACCGCCCAGCUCCGCGACCUUCCUAUCACCCAGCUCCGCCCGCAAAGAAAGCUGUAGCGCCCUCUUCCCCACCAACGACACCGAGUGGGCGAACUUCGACCUCGCCCCGCUCGACGGCACCGAAACUUACCUGACACAAGCACAGAUUGAUGCGCUGCUUAAUGCGGCGUAUCGUCGCAAGUCGAGUACGUUGAGUAUGGGACCAAUAGGAGCCACUUCACCUCUUCUGACGCCACCGCUGAGUAAGUCGUCUUCGCUGGUUGCGCCACCGUUGCUGGGAGCUCGGACUGAUGCGGCGGCGCUGCGCAGGGCGAGCUUCAAUGCGAAGCCCGUAUCGGCGUGUAGGGAGUUUAGGGUGGAGGACCCACCGGUUUGUGUGGCGGAAGGGAGAGAGUUGAGGAGGAGCAGGAGGGGGAAGGUGGAGAGGGGUUGAUGUGAGGGAUGCUUGGGGUUUGUCAGCAUGGUAGGGAGGUGUGAGUGACUUAGGGUAGAUAUUGAUCUGUAGUUUUUGGAUUAAAUAGAAGAACUGUUAGUGUGUAGGGUCUAUCUUUCCUUAUCGUCUACCCAAUGAAGUGCCUUUUCACUAGACUGAGUUUCUCUGUGCUGAGCGUGAUUGUGUUGCUCAUUAUUAUUUAUUCCAGGUCCCGUAACAAGUUUCCCGUCACACAAUAUUCGUUGAAGCAUUUGAUCGGCUAGCUUUCUUGUCUACUAGUAGUCCUGAGGCUAGCCUCCCA
Molecule: messenger RNA, 2242 nt
Organism: Bipolaris sorokiniana ND90Pr
Lineage: Eukaryota; Fungi; Ascomycota; Dothideomycetes; Pleosporales; Pleosporaceae
Exons: 2
Coding region: 1-1941 (646 amino acids)
Source: RefSeq, a predicted model, not a curated record